CAAGAACUGACCAUGAAGGCACUCGCUCUUCUCCUCUGCCUGGUCUUAUUGACCUUCUGCACAGAAGCAAAUCCUCUGGUGAAGGAAAACUUCGCAAAGCAACUUCUCCGCAGUAAGAGACAGAAGCCAGGUUAUCCAGAUGAGCCGAUGAGGGAACACAUGUUGUAUCUGCAGCAGUUGGAGCUGAGAGCUCGUGAGACGAAUCUUGAAAACUGGCUGAAUCCCCAUUGCGCUCCUCGCUGUAACCGUAACUAUGGUUACCCUGUGUAACCAUCCAACAACUCCAUCAGUAUGAAGAUGGUGUUGAAGAUUAUGAAGAUGAAGAUGACGUCGAGCCUUGAAAAUGUUGAUUUUUAGCUUAUUUGCAUCAAAUACAGCAAAAAUAAUAAUCUCCACUCACAUCUCCUACAGUAGCCUAUUCAUUGCAGCAUGUUUAUUAACUCAACACUAGGCUUUCCUCCCUGUGUAGAUGCAUGCAUUUAGAGACUGAUGCAAAAAUAAUAAAAAAAAAG
Ictalurus furcatus (blue catfish) is the source of this 512-nucleotide messenger RNA. RefSeq names its product chromosome 12 C17orf67 homolog (gene c12h17orf67). The record is from RefSeq and is a predicted model, not a curated record. NCBI's taxonomy places the organism in Eukaryota, Metazoa, Chordata, Actinopteri, Siluriformes, Ictaluridae. The transcript has 4 exons. The coding region runs from base 13 to 270 and encodes 85 amino acids.